This is a messenger RNA of Guillardia theta CCMP2712, 558 nucleotides long. RefSeq lists its product as hypothetical. Bases 1 to 558 code for a protein of 185 amino acids. The transcript has a single exon. NCBI's taxonomy places the organism in Eukaryota, Cryptophyceae, Pyrenomonadales, Geminigeraceae. The record is from RefSeq and is a predicted model, not a curated record.
AUGGCCACAAAGCAGCCGAUAGAUUCGAUGCAGAGAAGUCGCGGUUCGCACAGGGUACAACCCAACUUCAAAGACGACAUUGACCCCUCCAUAGCUGAACUGUCUCACGAUGAGGUUGCCAACGAGCUGAAGGCCUUAUUCACUAACAGGAGUUCUAUGGAUGAAAUCGAACAGGAACUAAGAGCGAUGCGCUCAGGCGACGGCUGGGAUUUGAAGAACGGGGAAGUUCUUUUGGAAGCCAUUCGCGCCCAGAUAAAGACGAGCGAAAAUUUCAUGGAUCAAUGGCAAGCAGUGCUGGACCGAGAGCAGAUAUCUGAAAGACUGCUCGCUAUGAAGGAUGGUAUCAAGAGAAUCCGCGAACAGGCUCAACUGAACUCAUGCGACGACCUGUUGGACCAAAUAGAUGCGCUGAUCAAGUCGAACAGCUCAGGUGUAUCGCUGGAGCAUGCUCAGAAAGAAAAUCUCAGAUGCACAAACAAAGAUGACUCUCAAGCGCCCACCCGCCGGUCCUCCCGUCGAGUUCUCUGUGAUGGCGUUCAGGAGAUCAGGAACACGUGA